This is a messenger RNA of Paralichthys olivaceus (Japanese flounder), 728 nucleotides long. Lineage: Eukaryota; Metazoa; Chordata; Actinopteri; Pleuronectiformes; Paralichthyidae. The record is from RefSeq and is a predicted model, not a curated record.
UUACUGCCACCAUGGAUGAGGAACAGUGCUACUACAACGAGACCAUCGCCUUCUUCUACAACCGCAGUGGCAAGAACCUCGCGAACGACUGGAACACGGUCAGCAGGCUGGUCAUGGGCCUCGGCAUCACCGUGUGCAUCUUCAUCAUGCUCGCCAACCUUCUGGUGAUGAUUGCCAUCUACGUCAACCGGAGAUUCCACUUCCCCAUCUACUACCUGAUGGCCAACCUGGCAGCUGCUGACUUCUUCGCUGGACUGGCGUACUUCUACUUGAUGUUCAACACGGGGCCGAACACGAGGCGGCUGACUGUUUCCACGUGGCUGCUGCGCCAGGGCCUGAUUGACACCAGCCUGACGGCGUCCGUGGCCAACCUGCUCGCCAUUGCCAUCGAGCGCCACAUCACCGUGUUCCGCAUGCAGCUCCACACACGCAUGAGCAACCGGCGUGUAGUCGUGGUGAUUGUUAUAAUCUGGACCAUGUCCAUAGUCAUGGGCGCCAUCCCGAGUGUCGGCUGGAACUGUAUCUGUAGUAUAAGCACUUGCUCCAACAUGGCGCCGCUGUACAGCAACUCCUACCUGAUCUUCUGGGCAGUGUUUAACCUGGUGACCUUUGUUGUCAUGGUGACGCUGUACGCCCACAUCUUUGUGUAUGUGCGGCAGAGGACCAUGAGGAUGUCACGGCACAGCUCGGGACCUCGACGCAACCGGGACACCAUGAUGUCGCUGCUG